Molecule: messenger RNA, 1057 nt
Organism: Lycium barbarum (goji berry)
Lineage: Eukaryota; Viridiplantae; Streptophyta; Magnoliopsida; Solanales; Solanaceae
Exons: 3
Coding region: 71-802 (243 amino acids)
Source: RefSeq, a predicted model, not a curated record
AAGGUAAGAAUAGUUGGUUCAGUUUUUAAAAGAGAAAAAAUUGGGGUGGUUUAGGGUUUGAGGUACAAGUAUGACGACGUCGUAUGCAUGUGGAAGUGUGAUGGAGGAUGAAAAAUUGACGGAAAAGGAGUUGCCCCCCGAGAAGAAAUUGAAAUUGGAUGUUGAUGAUGAUUUGAAGGGUGAGGAUGAUACCGGCUCUGAUUUGAAGGGUGAGGAUGAUACCCGAUCUGAUUUGAAGGGUGAGGAUGGAGAGUACGAUUUCAUGGGUGAGUAUGCAGAGUACGAUUUCAUGGGUGAGGAUGAUACCGGAUCUGAUUUGAAGGGUGAGGAUGGAGAGUACGAUUUCAUGGGUGAGGAUGAUACCGGAUCUGGUUUGAAGGGUGAGGAUGGACAGCCGCUCAAUUAUGAUCCAUAUGAUUGGCAAACUUACCCAGAUAAAGACGUCUUUAUCAAAUAUUAUCAACAGUUACGCGAGAGCGAUGGUUUUGAGUUUGAUGAAUACCCUGGGUCGUGCAUGUUUACUCCCAUCUACCCCAUUCUGGAAUUUCAUCUUUUUCCUGAGUUUGUGGAUAGGAUCAAGGGUUAUGCUUCAUUGGCAAUCGAGCGGUGCUUUGGCAAUGAUGGAAAAGAACGCAAAGUUACGGAUAUUGUGAAGAUAAAUGCAGGUGGUUGUCGUGACUUCACCUACUACAUUACAUUUAAAAUUGAAACUGAUGGGAAAGAAGAAACUUUUCAAGCUAAGGUGGAACGCACGAUUGAGAAAACAAUUGAGAUCCCAAUUUGCAGGCGCAAGGUCGACUAACUUGUUGCUGAAAAUACCUGCAGUGACUCGUGUCUUUUGUCCCCACUUUGCUCUCUAUUACUAGAAGAGAGCUAGUAUUAUUGGUUUUCUUAUCUGCUAUGGACAUCUUAUUGGCAGUGUAGCGGUAUUUAUUUUGAUGUUUGUGACUUGUAAUGGCUCCAUGUUUAUGAUUAAAAUGUAGGUACUUUUUCUUUUUUCGCUUCAAAAGACAAGUUUAGUGAUACUACUGCUCUACAAUGAUCAUUUUAUGACUCA